UUAAACCCUAGCUAAAGUCUCUCCACGUUCACUGCUCUGCACACCCAUCCCGGAAAAUGGCUGCUCGGUACGGAUCGCUGUCGAGAUCACUGAUCCAGACCGCAAGAUCGUCCACGCUCCGUUCGUCUUCCUCAUCCCUCCACCGCGUGCGGCCUUCUCAGAUCCCCACCCUCCAAUCUCGCCGUCCUCUCUUCACCAUCUCUAGGAAUUUGGGGCAAUUGGGAUGCAUUCAGUCGCUCAUGCCGUUGCACAGCACUUUGGCUUCGUCCAGGCUCACUUCCCACAUGUCUCUCGAAGCGCGCGCUUACUGCGAGCUGUCUCAGGUCGCUAAAUGUUUGCUGCGAGCUUCGCUGGAGGGUAAACUUGCUGAUUGGAUUCCUUAUAUGGAUGCAUGUGAAAUGAAACUCUGUAGGGCAGGUACUUGAAGACGCCUCUAAAUCAGCACAGGAGGUGCUAAACAGUAUGGAUUCUGAAGUAUACUCUCUGGGGGGCUACUUUCAAAAGUAGAAUGCGUCAUUUGACUCUCUCUAUAAGCAUUUUUAUGUUUCGAAUUUAGUGUAUUGUAGAAAAUUCUUUGGAACGCUUUAGAACUAGGUAGGUUCAAGUUCGACCCGAUUAACUUUUGAAUCAUUUUUCGUCUUCCUUAACUUGCACCUAUAAACUGUCAGGGGUUCAGAGACAAAUUAGUUCCUGAGUGUGCAUCUUGGAAUUUCAGUAAAUUUCUUUCUUUGCAAUAAUGAGGAUUUUACAUGUUUAAUUCCAUGGAUCAACAGAAGAUGGCAUGAUGGCAUGGUUUCGGCUGCACUAUUCA
Molecule: messenger RNA, 811 nt
Organism: Rhodamnia argentea
Lineage: Eukaryota; Viridiplantae; Streptophyta; Magnoliopsida; Myrtales; Myrtaceae
Exons: 4
Coding region: 57-425 (122 amino acids)
Source: RefSeq, a predicted model, not a curated record